GGUUCGAUAUUUACGAAACUCGGCAAGUGCGAACCAAUGCGAACAGCUGAUUCUCAUUGAUGGAGUUAUACUUCUUGACAUAAAAACGAAAGAAAUGUUUAAUUAAUAUAUUUCAUCCAUUAAUAAGAAAGACGUUGAUAAGGAUGCCAGCUUGUUAACCUGUGAAUCUUAGAAGAUAAUGAUAGAAAGGUUAAGAAUGCUCUUUAGCAAAAACCUGCUUGCUAACGUGAUUCGAAAAAGGACGUACAAAAAAUUGGAUAUUCUAACAUUGCUAAUAUUAUUGAUAGUUGCCAUUCUUUAUGUGCAUUAUGUGCAUCAUACAAAGUGUCAACUCAACAAGCAGGAAGCAAAAAACGAAUCAAGAUUCAGGCUCGUAAUACUGAUACUCUCCAAUCCUGAUAACUUGGAGCGAAGGGCAGUUAUUAGGAAAACAUGGUUGUCUCAGAAAUACGCUACUGUCAAGCAUUUAUUUGUAAUAGGAACUUUAGAUAUAUUGCCAGAGCAAAGAGAAACACUGCAAUCCGAGAAACAUAAGUUCAAUGACUUACUUCUGUUACCAAGGUUACCAGAUUCUUAUGGGACCUUAACGCAAAAGAUUUUAUAUGCAUACAAGGAAGUCUAUGAGUAUUAUGAUUUUGAUUUCUUAAUGAAAUGUGAUGAUGAUUCAUUUGUUUUGGUACAUAAGAUUCUCAAGGAAUUAGACAAGUGGGAAAGUAAAGGAACAAGGAAGGAAUUGUAUUGGGGUUUCUUUAAUGGAAAAGCUCAAGUUAAGAGAAAUGGACCUUGGAAAGAAACAGAUUGGAUAUUGUGCGAUUAUUAUCUUCCUUAUGCACUUGGAGGUGGAUAUGUGUUGUCAUAUAAUUUAGUAAAAUUUAUUGCAUUGAACAUGGACAUUCUCAAAUUGCACAAAGCAGAAGAUGUAUCUGUUGGUCUUUGGCUAGCUCCAUUGGCAAACAUUGAGAGAAAACAUGAUGUGCGCUUUGACACAGAAUAUAGGUCACGUGGAUGUUCCAAUCAAUACAUAGUUACACACAAACGAACUAUUGCAAACAUGAAAAAUAUGUAUGAGUAUUACCAAGCAUCUAGAGCAUUGUGUACAAAAGAAACAAGAAAUCGCAUGAGCUAUCACUAUAAUUGGACUGUUCCACCUAGUCAAUGUUGCAAUGUGCAGCCAGGCAUUCCAUAGAAAGUAAAUGAGUUCUUAUAGACUCAGUAUUCUAGUCAUUACUUUUUUAAACGAUUACAUAUACUUAAAUAUUUAAUUAAUUGAGUUUGUUCGUAAGUAUUAUAAUGCUUCUUGCUAGAUAACACAAGAUUAUUAGAUCUUAAAAUUAUUUAUUUUAAAAUCGAAGUUUUAGCAAUUUAUACAAUAAUUGUAUCAAAAUCUUCAAUAUACAUUAGAACUCUUCUAUUAGAGUGCCGAACACUUACUGCUUGUAAAUAUAAUUUGUAUAUACACUUAAAUAGAAAUAAUUAAAUGUCUGUUUCUAGAAACCAAAUAUAUUUUUCUCACUUAUACAUA
Hylaeus anthracinus is the source of this 1522-nucleotide messenger RNA. It is a transcript of the gene beta3GalTII, whose product is annotated as beta-1,3-galactosyltransferase 6. The record is from RefSeq and is a predicted model, not a curated record. Gene Ontology annotation, biological process: glycosaminoglycan biosynthetic process. Gene Ontology annotation, molecular function: UDP-galactosyltransferase activity. Gene Ontology annotation, cellular component: membrane. Lineage: Eukaryota; Metazoa; Arthropoda; Insecta; Hymenoptera; Colletidae. The coding region runs from base 179 to 1186 and encodes 335 amino acids. The transcript is spliced from 2 exons.